Molecule: messenger RNA, 2751 nt
Organism: Lagopus leucura (white-tailed ptarmigan)
Lineage: Eukaryota; Metazoa; Chordata; Aves; Galliformes; Phasianidae
Gene: TPRA1
Product: transmembrane protein adipocyte associated 1
Exons: 11
Coding region: 1481-2659 (392 amino acids)
Biological process (GO): G protein-coupled receptor signaling pathway
Cellular component (GO): plasma membrane
Molecular function (GO): G protein-coupled receptor activity
Source: RefSeq, a predicted model, not a curated record
UGCCCAGGGCUGCGUCGCUCGAGGCGCUCUGGAGCGCUCCGCUGCCUUCAGCUGCCCUUACAGCGGGUGGUUCUUGUUCGUGUGAGGUGUCCCCGUGCUGCUCCUUUCCUUCCUUUGCCUGGAAGAGGAACGGGAAGCCUACCAUAUAGUGUUGCUCCCGAGCUUGGCGUUCUGUCCUGUUUGGGUUACUGGUGCUCUUGGUGCUUUUUUAGUGUUGUAGUUCCUCUCUUUCAGAGUUUUGUCCUGAAGCAGAAGCGAUAGUGAAAGUUGGAGAGAAGGGAGUUGAGCCCUGUCAGGACAGACGUGCCACCUGUUUGUUCGAGAAUGCGAUGUGAAUGGCGAUGGCUUUGAUCUAAGGGGAGAUCUGAACAACUGUCUUUAAAGGGGAGCAAAGAAAAAAGGUUUCUCUUUUUCCUUGAAAGCUAUGUAACCUAUUCGAGUAAUGCUUUCAUUUAAGCAGGGAUCUGCUAAGUGCAUCUCUCUGCCACUUGCAUCCGGAACUGUAGGCAGCAAUUCCAGCCCUGAUGUGGUCUGUGCUUUCCGAUGCUGUUUUCAGAAAGAAGGGAAACAAUCAGUUUUAUUAAACCUGGAAGUCUGGUAGGUUUGUGUGACCACAUCCGUGAGGUUGAGUUUUGAGACUGCAGAUAACUGCUAGUAACCUGAGCCUCAGUUUUCAUUGGUUACAGUAUGUGUCCUGAACCAAAAAGUAGAAUCCCCUUACUAAGAGGCAGCUGCCUGGCCAGGAGGUGCAGCUGAGCCUCCAGCACUGUGUCUCUGCCUGGAUGGAGAAACGCUGCUCAACCACAUCAGGCUCAAUUCAACUGUAAUAUAGCAAACUCCUUUUUUCCUUUUAUUUUCCAGUGUUUGGCAGUUCAGGCUGUCUGUCAGAAGGAAAGCUGGGUUGGGGUGUGGGAUGCUGAUGUGUGGCUGUGGGGUGGCUUCAGCUCUUCUGUGUGGGCUGAGCUGGCGGCUCUGGGCAGGGUGUGGUGAGUGAGGGCUAUGCUCAGCUAACUGGGUUAGUUCAGAUGAGCUGGGGCAUGGGUUGGAAAGUGCAGCAGGGAGCAGUGGUGCUGGGUGUGAUGAAGGCUGUUUCCCGGGCAUCAGUUCCCAGUGCCAUUGCUGUGGGUUUGUUGCUGGUGGCCUCAACCAGAAUAGGGCAAUUCUCAACAUCUUCUCUGUGGUCGUUGGCUAUAAGAAAAGCAUGACGUGUGCUGUGAGACUGAUGGCUCUGGCUGCCCUUCAUGCCCUUGUAUGUUGGGCGUUGUGCUGCUCUGCCUUUGUAGGAUAGUAACACCAGGCCAUAGUGAGCAGCCUGGCAUGGAGGUAAUCUCAAUUCUGCUUUGCCCUUUGAAACCUUGUGACUGAGGCUGGCUGUUGCAUGUGGCCAACUCCUCUCCUUAUCAGCAGCUCACUGCUGUUGUGUGAUAGCGAUGGAUUCUAGGGAAAAAGGUUGGAGUCUCCUUGUUCUUUUUCUGAGGACAUGUUUAUUUUUCCAGGAGGCAGGAUAUUCCAGUCCAUGAUGUCCAUGAUGAGAUUCUCCUUGUCUGACAACAUCACACGUUCUACUGCCCUGGUGACAGCACUGGAUAAUGUGACAACUUUGUCUCCAACGACAGCGCAGGCAAUCAAUGGCACGAACAUCACGGUGCCACACAAAUGCCUGCUGUUGCUUUAUGAGGACAUUGGGAGGUCCAGAGUCCGCUACUGGGAUCUUUUGCUCCUGGUUCCCAAUGUGCUUUUCUUUAUGUUUCUUCUCUGGAAGCUGCCCUCUGCCAGGGCCAAAAUCCGGGUCACUUCCAGCCCUAUCUUCACUACAUUCUACAUACUAGUGUUUGUGGUGGCUUUAGUUGGUAUUGCCCGUGCUGUUGUCUCCAUGACUGUGAGUGCCUCUGAUGCUGCCACGGUUGCUGAUAAGAUCCUGUGGGAGAUCACAAGGUUCUUCCUUCUGGCGAUUGAGCUGAGCGUGGUGAUUCUAGGCCUUGCCUUUGGUCAUCUGGAGAGCAAGUCGAGUGUGAAGCGUGUUCUGGCAAUCACUACAGUGCUGUCUCUAGCAUAUUCUGUCACCCAGGGGACCUUGGAAAUCCUCUACCCUGAUGCUCACCUUUCAGCUGAAGACUUCAACAUCUAUGGCCACGGAGGGAGACACUUCUGGCUUGCCAGCUCUUGUUUCUUCUUUCUGGUCUAUUCCUUUGUGGUGAUUCUUCCAAAAACUCCUCUUAAAGACCGGAUUUCUCUGCCCUCCAGGAAGAGUUUUUAUGUUUACGCUGGGAUCCUGGCAGUGCUGAAUCUGGUGCAGGGUUUGGGCAGCGCCCUUCUCUGUGUGGAUAUCAUAGAAGGACUGUGCUGUGUUGAUGCUACUACAUUCCUUUACUUCAGCUUCUUUGCACCUCUCAUCUAUGUGGCAUUCCUGAAAGGCUUCUUUGGGUCUGAGCCGAAGAUCCUUUUCUCCUACAAGUGUCAGGUGGAUGAACCUGAAGAUGUGGAUGUGCACCUACCCCAUGCUUAUGCUGUUGCCAAGAAGGAAGGAAUGGAUUCUGGGUUCUACUCAAGCACUCAGAUUGAUACCACAGCCUACCUGGAUGACGUGGCCUCUAUGCCGUAUCACGUGGGCAGCAUCAACAGCAUAGACAGCGAUCGUUGGAAAGCUAUCAAUGCCUAAGGCAGGGCUCCCCCCUGCACCUUAUGAACUCCCUGAUGCUGAGGAUGUUAGGAUAUCCACUGGAAAUCUGUUCAUCGCUAUCUGCUGUGGUU